CUUCACAUUGAUGGGCACACGCGAAUAUAAGUAUGGACGAACAGCCAGGGGCUCACACACACAAACAAUGAUUCAAGUUCUCACUCCGGUUAUCCUCUUCAUCGCUUUAUACGUCUUCUGGAAUGUUUACAAUAAAAGAAGCAAAACAAAUCUUCCACCGGGAAGCUUCGGAUGGCCGUUUCUCGGAGAAACUCUUGCGCUGGUUCGUGCAAAUUGGGAUGGAGUUCCAGAGAGAUUCGUUGAAGAACGGAUCGAAAAAUACGGCAGCCCUCUAGUGUUUAAGACGUCAUUACUUGGCGAACGUAUGGCCGUACUGUGUGGUCCUGCGGGCCACAAAUUUCGGUUUGCGAAUGAGAACAAGCUGGUGGGCGCGUGGUGGCCGUUGCCGAUUAUGAGGCUUUUCGGGAGGUGCCUGCUUACGAUUCGUGGCGAUGAAACAAAGUGGAUGAGGAAGAUGUUGUUAUCGUAUCUUAGUCCCGAUGCUUUCGCCACUCACUAUGCUGCGACUAUGGAUGUUGUCACCCGUCGACAUAUCGAUGUUCAUUGGCGAGGUAAGGAACAGGUAAACGUAUUCCAAACCGUUAAGUUAUACGCCUUUGAGCUUGCUUGCCGUUUAUUUCUUAGCCUCGAGGAGCCAAAUCACAUUGCAAAACUUGCUUCCUUGUUCAACAUAUUUUUGAAAGGAUUGCUGGAGUUGCCUAUAAAUUUUCCAGGGACAUGGUUUUAUAGCGCAAUUAAGGCAAGAGAUACAAUUAGGAUGGAACUCAUGAUGAUUAUCAAAGCAAGAAGAGUGGAAAUUGAAGAAGGAAAGGUGUCAUCUUCACAAGACCUCUUAUCACAUUUGCUUACAUCUUCAGACGAAAAUGGCAGGUAUUUAACUGAGAAAGAUAUUGCAAACAACAUCUUGAUACUACUCUUUGCUGGUCAUGACACCUCAACAACUGCUAUCACUUUUCUCAUCAAGAGUCUUGGUGAACACCCUGAUGUUUAUGACAAAGUGUUGAAAGAGCAAUUAGAGAUUUCUAAGGCAAAACAAGUUGGGGAAUUGCUGAAUUGGGAGGACAUACAAAAGAUGAGAUACUCUUGGAAUGUAGUAUCUGAAGUAAUGAGGCUAUAUCCACCUGGCUUCGGAGCCUUUAGAGAGGCCUUGGUGGAUAUUGAGUAUGCAGGUUAUACUAUCCCUAAAGGAUGGAAGAUAUACUUAAGUUAUGCGUCAUUACAUAAGGACAUCGCUAACUUUGAAGAUGUGACACGGUUCGAUCCAUCAAGGUUUGAAGGUGCAGGACCAACUCCAUUCACAUAUUUGCCAUUUGGAGGGGGUCCUAGGAUGUGUAUAGGGAAAGAAUUUGCCAGAUUGGAAAUACUAACCUUCCUUCACGACAUCAUAACCAAUUUCAAAUGGGAACUGUUGAUACCUGAAGAGAAAAUUGAAUAUGAUCCUAUGCCUACUCCUGUAAAAGGGCUUCCAAUUCGCCUCCAUCCUCAUCAGGUUGAAUUAUUUUAGCAUGAAUCAGUGUUCACAUAAUAACUCAAAUUGUGGUAUCAUUUGAGCUAGAACCUUUUGGUUUGCUAACUCAAAUGAUGAUGAGUCAAAUAAAGAAUUCCGAUCACUACGAGUAGUUCCUAGUUUGUUGCUAAAUAAAUUUUCGUUUUGUUAUGUUGAGUCAUUGUCAACUGUUCAUUAUUUCCCCUUGUUGUAUAACUUUAUUCAGCAUUAUUAGUGAGCAUAGUGUGUGUGUGAAGGUUUCUUCAUUCA
Helianthus annuus (common sunflower) is the source of this 1756-nucleotide messenger RNA. Its product is annotated as beta-amyrin 28-monooxygenase. Gene Ontology annotation, molecular function: oxidoreductase activity, acting on paired donors, with incorporation or reduction of molecular oxygen; heme binding; monooxygenase activity. The transcript is spliced from 4 exons. Gene Ontology annotation, biological process: sterol metabolic process. Bases 11 to 1504 code for a protein of 497 amino acids. The record is from RefSeq and is a predicted model, not a curated record. Lineage: Eukaryota; Viridiplantae; Streptophyta; Magnoliopsida; Asterales; Asteraceae.